Molecule: messenger RNA, 973 nt
Organism: Glycine soja
Lineage: Eukaryota; Viridiplantae; Streptophyta; Magnoliopsida; Fabales; Fabaceae
Product: ubiquitin recognition factor in ER-associated degradation protein 1-like
Exons: 6
Coding region: 1-849 (282 amino acids)
Cellular component (GO): VCP-NPL4-UFD1 AAA ATPase complex
Molecular function (GO): polyubiquitin modification-dependent protein binding
Source: RefSeq, a predicted model, not a curated record
AUGCCCCCUUCAGCCCUGCUUCGGCUUGCACAUUUGGACAUAGUGUAUCCUAUGUUAUUUGAACUGAGAAAUCCUUCUGCUGAAAGAGUUACUCACUGUGGAGUCCUAGAAUUUACUGCUGAUGAGGGGAUCAUAUAUAUGCCAGAAUGGAUGAUGAAAAAUAUGAAACUACAAGAGCGAAACACUGUGAUUCUGAAAAACACCCACGUUCCAAGAGCAACUUAUGCGAAGCUGCAGCCUCACACCAAGGACUUUUUGGACAUCUCCGAUCCAAAAUCCAUCUUAGAGAUUUCACUGAGGAGCUACUCUUGUUUAACAACCGGUGACACUAUAAUGAUUCCUUACAACAACAAGAAAUAUUACAUUGACAUAGUGGAAACUAAACCCUCUCAUGCAGUCAGUAUAAUUGAAACAGACUGUGAAGUUGAUUUUGCUCAACCUCUUGAUUAUAAAGAACCUGAGAAACUGUUGCCAUCUGCUUCAUCUGACAAGGGAUGCACUGAAGUUCAUGAUGAUUCAGCAACUAAGACUGCCCGGAUCAUUCCAUUCACUGGUUUUGGAAGACGUUUGGAUGGCGAACCUUGUACACCAUCAGUUGAAGAAACUUCUUCAAUGCUAAAGCAGCUAGAGAUUGAAAAUGAAACCAAGAAUUGCAAUUCUAAAAUAUCAAGUACUGCUUCACGUAGAGCUUCUGGAAAGCUUGUGUUUCGGUCAAAUGCAAAUGCAAAUGCAUCCAAGAUUCAGACACCCCCAAAGGGUUCCCUGAAAAGCACAACUCAAGAGUCUUCUAAGGAGGAAGAACCAAAGUUUAAAGCUUUCGCGGGAAAGAAGUAUUCCUUAAAUAAUUGAUGUUUGUUUUGUUUUUUUAUAUAAAAAAACAAUUAGUGCAGCUAUGCAGACCUUUUGGUGGAAGGGUACAUCUUGUGCUCUUUUCCACUUCAUCAUCAAAUAUCGUUUUGCAUUUUCAAAAAGA